Molecule: messenger RNA, 588 nt
Organism: Paramecium sonneborni
Lineage: Eukaryota; Ciliophora; Oligohymenophorea; Peniculida; Parameciidae
Source: the annotation of a GenBank genome assembly
AAUGUAAAAAGUAUAUUUUCCUGGUGAAUUAAUAAGACAUAAAAAUGAAUUAUAAAGUGGAAUAGGUACAUAUAUAAAAGAUGAUAAAAUAUUUGCAUCAAUGAAAGGAAGUUUAACAAUGAAUGAAUAGUUGAUAUCAAUAUAUCCAUCACAUUAAUAAGAUCCUGAAUUGAAAAUAGGAGCAAUAAUAAUAGGUUAGAUAAACAGUAUUAGAGAAGAUAGAGUAUUUGUUAGAAUAAUGAAAAUUAAUGGAGUAAAGGUAAACAAUUAUAUAGAAGGAGUAUUAAGGUAUUUAUUAGUAAUAAUAUUAUUAGAAAAUAAAAUAUUAGAUUACAUGAAAUUGAUUUACUUGAAAUGAAUAAAUGUUAUUUACCAGGAGAUAUAAUAAAAGCAAGAAUGAUAUCAUAUGGAGAUUCAUUAAAAUUAUAUUUAAGUACAGCAGAAGAUGAAUUAGGAGUGUUAUUUGCUAAACAUUAAGAAACAUAAAAAUUAAUGAUUCCUUUAUCUUGGGAUGAAAUGUUAUGUGUAGAGAGUGGAUUAAAAGAAAAAAGAAAAGUAGCAAAACCAAAUUUUAAUUAAUUGAUCUGA